Molecule: messenger RNA, 2135 nt
Organism: Sus scrofa (pig)
Lineage: Eukaryota; Metazoa; Chordata; Mammalia; Artiodactyla; Suidae
Gene: TM4SF20
Product: transmembrane 4 L six family member 20
Cellular component (GO): membrane
Source: RefSeq, a predicted model, not a curated record
GCUCAGGAUAAAAGGCAAGACAGUGCCACACAAACAGCCACUUUGCCAGGGGUUCUGCUUGAACCAGGGGGUGACCAUGACCUGCUGUGAAGGCUGGACAGCCUGCAAUGGAUUCAGCCUGCUGGUUCUACUGCUGCUGGGAGUCAUUCUCAACGCAAUACCUUUCGUGGUCAACUUGGUUGAUGAAGAUGAAGUUUUUCAAAACCCCAUCUCUUGCUUUGAGCGGUGGUUCCCCGGAAUUGUCGGCGCAGGUCUGAUGGCCAUUCCUGCAACGACAAUGUCCUUGGCAGCGAGAAAAAGAGCAUGCUGCAACAACAAGAGCGGGAUGUUUCUUUCGUCACUUCUGAAUGUGAUCACAGUCAUUGGUGGCGGGUACUGCCUGCUGGUGUCUUUCCAGGCUCUGUGGGAAGGCCCUCUCAUUUGUAACUCUGAAAGCAACAGCACUCUCAGCUGUGAAAUUUCUUUACGAAACCUAACUGUCCAUCAUCUAGACUCCCUCAAUCUGCAGUGGUUCUUCAAUGAUUCUUGUGUUGCUUCGACGGAUUUCAAUAAUCCCUACAUCAAUGACACAGCGAUCCGUAACGGCUUAAAUUUCGACUCUAUAGAAAACAAACACAGGAUUAUCCACUUCUCAGUGUAUCUAGGUCUACUGCUUGUGGGCUUUCUUGAGAUCCUGUUUGGGCUCAGUCAGAUACUCAUUGGCUUCCUUGGCUGUCUGUGUGAUGGGGUCUCAAAGCCAAGAAGAAACCAGAUUGUGUAGCUAAAGAAUAAAAUGGAAGAGUCCCCGCUGUGGCCCAAUGGGAUCGGUGGUGUGUCUGCACCAGGACGCAGGUUUGAUUCCCAGGCGGGCAAAGUUGGUUAAAGUAUCUGGCGUUGCAGCUGGUCACAACUGUGGCCCCAAUCUGAUCCUCUGCCCAGAACAUAUACCAUGGAGUGCCCCCCCCAAAAAAGAAAAUGCAAAUACUAGUUUGAACCAUUUGAGAAUGAUAUUUAAAAGUCAUGCUUUUACAAGUUAUAAGUUCAAUAAUGGAAUAUUAUCUAGAAACCUGGGCGAGUUUAGUCCAAAGGUUGUUAAUAAAGUCAUCUAUGAGGUGACUUAAAAAAAAAAAAUCAACCUUUCUUUCACAUGUAAAGCUGGAUGGUAAAGGCACAUUUUCAUAUGAAAAGAAGAAAAAUCAUCAGGGAGGGGUUGACUCAGAAGUGGAGAGCUUUUAACCUGUGCGCUUCUGUACUAUUUGAAUUUUCAAACUAUAUUCUCUUAUGUGGAAAAAGGGAGGGAGGGAGGACAAGCAGGAAGAGAAGUUAUACUGGAAGUCAAAGUAUGGGACCUUUUUAGUGCAUUUCUCUAUACUUAAAAAGGGUAAAUACAUAUGCUUGACCCUUGAACAAUAUGGUUUUGAACUGUGCAGGCCCAUUUAUAAUGCAGAUUUUUUCCAAUAGCAAAUGCCGCAGUACUGCACGAUCCGUCGUUGGUUGAAUCUGUGGGUGCAGCACCUGGAAACAGAGGAACAGAGGAACCACACAUAUGGAGGGCCAACCCCAAGUUAUAUGGGGAUUUUUGACUGUGUGGAGAGUUGUGCCCCCAAACCCCGAGUUGUUCUAGUAUCCAGUUAUCUGAAUAUAAUUAAGUUUUUAGACCUAAAUUCAGCUCUCAGAAAAUCCAGGGAAAGAUGACAUGUUCAGACAAGUUCAAAAGGUGAGAAAGCAGACAAUAUCCCCAUUGGCAAGAAGAAAAUGUAAUGUGAGAAAAAAUAAAAGGUUGGAUGGGUUGAGGGAACUACUCUAGAUUAAGAGAACAAAAAGACAAAAUGGAUUAUGAGAUACGAAGUCGUCAGAGAUAAAUGGGGAAACCUGUACAAGGAUUGGUUUAGGUAAUAUUAAGGAUUUAUUGUUAAUUUUUUUUAUUGUUGAUGAUGGUUUUACGGUUAUGCAGAAAAAUGUCCUUUCAGAAACGCAUUAUUUAUGUGUUUGGGGGAAAAUGUCAUGUUUUUAAAAUAUUUUGGUCAAAAAAUGAGGGGGUGGAAAAAUGUUGUUAUAUUUAGGUGAUAGGUGUAGGGCAAGUCAUUAUGCCUUCAUUUUUCCUGUGUGCAUUUUUUCACAAUAACUAAAAAGCAAUAAACACCUAGGAAAAGAAA